This is a messenger RNA of Anoplopoma fimbria (sablefish), 3158 nucleotides long. RefSeq names its product eph receptor A4b (gene epha4b). NCBI's taxonomy places the organism in Eukaryota, Metazoa, Chordata, Actinopteri, Perciformes, Anoplopomatidae. Gene Ontology annotation, biological process: protein phosphorylation; cell surface receptor protein tyrosine kinase signaling pathway; axon guidance. The coding region runs from base 10 to 2844 and encodes 944 amino acids. The transcript has 19 exons. Gene Ontology annotation, molecular function: protein binding; ATP binding; transmembrane-ephrin receptor activity. The record is from RefSeq and is a predicted model, not a curated record. Gene Ontology annotation, cellular component: plasma membrane; neuron projection.
CUGGACUCGAUGUCGGCCUUGGCUGACCUUGGCUGGGAGGCUUACCCUAAUGAGGGGUGGGAGGAGAUCAGUGUGAUGGAUGAGAGGAACACCCCAAUGAGGACCUACCAGGUGUGCCGCGUCAUGGAGGCCAACCAGAACAACUGGCUGAGGACGCGUCACAUCAGCCGAGAGGGAGCGCAGCGGGUCCACAUUGAGAUCAAGUUCACCCUGAGGGACUGUAACAGCCUGCCCGGGGUCCCUGGUACCUGCAAGGAGACAUUCAACAUGUACUACUACGAGUCAAACAAUGCCAACCUGUGGUUCAUCAAGGAAAGCCAGUAUGUGAAGAUCGAUACAAUUGCUGCAGAUGAGAGUUUUACACAGGUGGACGUCGGCGACCGCGUCAUGAAGCUGAACACAGAGGUGCGCGACAUCAGCAAUCUGAGUAAAAAGGGUUUCUACCUGGCCUUCCAGGACCUGGGCGCCUGCAUCGCUCUGGUCUCAGUCAGGGUCUUCUACAAGAAGUGUCCCCUCACGGUGCUUAACUUGGCCCAGUUCCCCGACACAAUAACGGGCGGAGACACGGCGCUGGUGGAGGUCCACGGUGUGUGCGUGAAUGCCUCCGAGGAGUUUGAGGCGCCAAAGAUGUACUGCAGUGCAGACGGAGGCUGGCUGGUUCCCAUCGGGAGGUGUGUGUGCAAACCGGGCUUCGAGGAGAACAAGGACGUCUGCCAGCCAUGCAGACCCGGUACCUACAAAGCUUCAGCCACAGACGCCUACUGCACCAAAUGUCCUCCUCACAGCUCGUCCCCGCAGGAACAAGCCAUCGAGUGCGUUUGCGAGAAAGGUUUCUAUCGUGCUGAGACAGACCCACGCUCCAUGGCCUGCACACGUCCUCCAUCCGCUCCAGAGAACCCCAUCUCCACAGUGAACGAAACCUGCAUCACCUUGGAGUGGUCGCAUCCCAGAGAAACAGGGGGCCGAGGGGACAUCACCUACAGCCUCCACUGCAGGAAGUGCUCCGGUGACGGCAGGAAGUGCACACCGUGUGGUAGCAGCAUCCAUUUUGUUCCUAGACAGUUCGGCCUCUCGUCAACCACCGUGCUGGUCACCGACCUGCAGCCGGACUCCAACUACAGCUUCACUGUUGAGAGCCAGAACGGAGUGUCGGACUUAAGUCCUACACCAAGAGGAACUGUAGUCAUCAAUGUGACUACAUCACAGACAGUGAGCGUUGUGUUGAAGGAGAGGCGAAGCAAGGACAGUGUGACUUUGGCCUGGCAGGGUCCAGAGAGACCCAACGGAGCAAUAGUGGAGUAUGAGGUCAUCUACUAUGAGAAGAAUCAGCGGGAGCAGAACUACACAGUCUUGAAGACUCGCUCCAACAUGAUGACAGUGGACGGGCUGAAGCCAGGGACCACAUACGUGUUCAGGGUCCGGGCCAGAACCGAUGGGGGCUAUGGGAGCUAUGGUGGAGAGAUUGAAUUGGAAACCAGCCACGAAGAUGUCUUUGCUAUCGGGGACCCUAACCAGUCCACCAUUCUCGCUGUGUCCAUCGCCGGAGGAAUCGUUCUCCUCAUCUUCCUGGUGACUUGCUUCGUUGUCAGUGGAAGGCACUGUGGAUACAUCAAAGCCAAGCAGGACCCCGAUGAAGAGAAGAUGCAGUUCCAACAUGGCCGAGUCAAGCUGCCAGGCAGCAGGACCUACAUCCAUCCUCACACCUACGAAGACCCCAACCAGGCUGUCAGGGACUUCGCCAAAGAGAUCGAUGCUUCCAAUAUUCGCAUAGAGAGAGUCAUUGGAGCGGGAGAGUUUGGGGAGGUUUGCAGUGGUCGACUGCGUGUUCAGGGAAAGAGGGAAAUCUACGUAGCCAUCAAGAGUCUGAAGGCGGGAUACUCUGACAAACAGAGGAGGGACUUCCUGUCUGAAGCCUCCAUCAUGGGCCAGUUUGACCACCCGAACAUCAUCAGGCUGGAGGGUGUCGUGACAAGAUGUAAACCAGUGAUGAUCAUAACCGAGUUCAUGGAAAACGGAUCUCUGGACACUUUUCUCAAGAAACAUGACGGCCAGUUCACGGUGAUCCAGCUGGUCGGCAUGCUGCGGGGCAUCGCCUCAGGUAUGAAGUACCUGUCAGACAUGAGCUACGUUCACCGAGACCUGGCAGCUCGAAACAUCCUGGUCAACAGCAACCUGGUGUGUAAGGUGUCUGACUUUGGCCUGAGUCGAGUUCUGGAGGACGACCCCGAGGCCGCCUACACUACAAGGGGAGGGAAGAUCCCCAUCAGAUGGACGGCUCCGGAGGCCAUCGCCUACAGGAAGUUCACCUCAGCCAGCGAUGUGUGGAGUUACGGUAUCGUCAUGUGGGAGGUGAUUUCCUACGGAGAGAGACCCUACUGGGAGAUGUCCAACCAGGAUGUGAUCAAAGCAAUAGAUGAGGGCUACCGUCUUCCCGCUCCUAUGGACUGUCCUGUGGUGUUACACCAGCUCAUGCUGGACUGCUGGGAGAAGGGACGCAGCGACAGGCCAAAGUUCGGACAGAUUGUCACAAUCCUGGACAAGCUCAUCAGAAACCCAGCCAGCCUCAGAGAGCUGGCCAACAGCUCAGCAUGGUCAUCUGUCCUGCUGGAGGACCCCACCACCCCAGAGUUCAGUGUGAGCACAGUGGAUGAGUGGUUGGAGGCCAUCAAGAUGGGCCAGUAUAAGGAGAGCUUUUCCAGUGCUGGAUAUGUCAGCUUGGACUCAAUCCUCUACAUCAGUGUCAGUGAAUUGGCUAAGAUGGGUGUGACUCUUGCCGGGCACCAGAAGAAGAUUUUGUCCAGCGUGCAGAGCUUGCAGACCCAGGGGACGCACGUCCAAGUAUAACAGUUUCCACAUAAACACACAGUGAGACAGAGCCGAAAUGGAUGCUCCUGUGAAGAGUUUCCCCACUGAAAUGGAAGUUGUAAUGGAUACUCUGUGCUCGGGGCCUCCACUGAUUUCGAGACACACUGAGAUGGAGACAACAUGGACGCUUGACUCCUUCACCUUCUUGCAGUUUCACCAUUCUCCCCAUCCUCGAUGGGCACUCGCGGCUUUAGCACUCAAAGUCCAAGCAACACAUCCACCAUUACAGAGCAACAGAGAGACACACGUCCAACAACAACAAUAAGGCCACAUCUAGAGCACCCCAGACCAUU